This is a messenger RNA of Labrus bergylta (ballan wrasse), 6232 nucleotides long. It is a transcript of the gene nufip2, whose product is annotated as nuclear FMR1 interacting protein 2. The record is from RefSeq and is a predicted model, not a curated record. Gene Ontology annotation, molecular function: RNA binding. Gene Ontology annotation, cellular component: cytoplasmic stress granule; nucleoplasm. Lineage: Eukaryota; Metazoa; Chordata; Actinopteri; Labriformes; Labridae.
AGCAGACAUACGGACUUCAGUGACAGUGGCCACCCCAAAACAGUGCCAUUUUUAGACGUUCACUGCUGACGUUUACAGAGGCUUCAAAUAGCUUCCGUUUUUUUACACUGGUAGUGAUUGGACUGGUCUGGACUCACCCAGUGAGCUAAGCAGAGUAGGGGGGGGGGAAACAAGUCCACACUUCAAUGGAGGAACAGCCCAAAGAUCGGGCACAAGACAGACAAUAUCACCACCACCACGGAGAGGACAGAAGCUCUACUCAACAAACGACGUGUCUAAAACAUGAUCAGAGCCACUUCCAGCGCCAGCAUCAGGAAACGCAGACGAAGAAAACAGGCAAUAAGAAAGUAAACAUCAGUGAGGAGGAGGGGGACAAGAAUCCACAUCUGUCUGAUACUGUUGGUAUGUCGCAUCCCCCCAACAGCAAUGGUAACAGACACACAAGUAUUACAAAUGUGAAGCAGAGGUCAUCACAAAAGCUGUACACUACUGUUCCAAAAGUGAGCAGCAAAGGACUGGACCAUAAAAAGAAUAUGGACCUAAAAAAUGACAAGGACAAGGCUCUGGAAUUUAAUCAUCAUGAGUGCCAUCCAUUGGAUAAGAAAGGCUCUGUGUUGCUUCAGAAUGGUGUUGUAAACUGUGGCUUAAUAACAAAUGGUUAUUCUAGCAAGGACAAUGAUGGCAGCGGCUCUGAAGGUGGAUACACUACUCCGAAGAAACGCAAGGCCAGAUGCAACAACACCAAGAACUCUGAUAAUGUAAUAAGAGAAAAGGACAAAGAAAUGCAGCCGGGCAACACUACGCAGGAUCACGGGGCUUUUAAUCUUGAGACAGUCGAGAAGGGAGUUACUUCCAGACUUGAUGGUUUCAAAGCCGCUAAUAAAGUAGAAGCGCAGUCCUCAGCUCGGCGGACUGCUGCCUCGGAGGCUUCAAUGGGUGAAUCUCAGAGGAAAAAUUCUGAUGGCAAAUCUGUUGGCACCUUUGGUAAAAAGACUGAAGACAGGCACAAAGCCAAGCUUUCCUCACCUUCAAAAGAGGACUCAUGGACUUUGUUCAAGCCCCCUCCAGUAUUUCCUGUGGACAAUAGCAGUGCUAAAAUUGUUCCCAAGAUCAGUUAUGCAAGUAAAGUAAAAGAAAACCUCAACAAAGUAGCUCAAGGUGGAGGAGAGGCACUGCCUCCUCCUGUUAGACUGUCACAGGUCCCUAUGUCUGCUAUGAAAACUAUCACCUCAGCUAGCUUUACUAAUGGCCCUGUUUCUGGAAAUGGAAACGGCUGCCCAUCAGUGGGUACCUUCUUCGCUCCUGCUGCUAGUAGUAUUCCACCAGCCCCAUCUAUCCCAAGUGGCGAGAAUGUAGCAUCUUCUUUGGAAAGUAACUGUAGCUCUACAAUUAGUCCUGUAGAUGGAGACGCAUUGGAGCUCAGAAAGUGUGCUCUUUUAAUUUACCCUUUAAAUAUGCAACCUGUGCUCCCUAGUGCUCGUCACCUUGACCCGCCGGCUGCUCAGACAAAUCAGAAAGCCUUGGGAGAUAUCUUCCAGAAUCAGUGGGGGCUUUCCUUCAUCAAUGAGCCCAACUUGGGGGCAGAGGGAGGAAGUGGCCAGGUGCCCACAGAGGACAAAACUGCUGUGGUCACACUUCAAAGCGAGUGUCAGGCUGGUACAGCUAAAGCUGCCCAGCCUUGCUUUGAUGUUAGCCCAUCAUUCUUGGAGCCUGGCACUUUGGCUCAGGACCCAGAGAAAAGGACUUGUGCCCCUUGCAAUGUGUCUAAUGUUUGUUCUCCUGCUUGUGUGAUGAGUGAGGAGGAAAACAAGCUGCCGCCAUGUGGCCAGGAAAGGGCAAAAGUUGAGGGUAAGGGUGCAGGUUCUUCUGGGUUGGCCCCCAGUAAAGACAACGGUGCUAAGCCUGCACUGGGCCAGCUAACCACUCUGUUUUUUGGCUCAUCUAAAGAGCCAACCCACUCUAAAGACAUUGGCAGAAGGUGUAGCUUGGGGUCCUUUGACGUUAAAGCUGCUGUCACUUAUCACACUAAAGAAAUGGAAUGCAUUUUUAACUUGCAAAAACAAGAUCCAAAAAGAGUAGUGGUUUAUGAUGAGGCCAAGGAUGGACCUGAUCAGUGAGGCAGAUGGUCUACAGUACUUACCGUCUUCUCCUCUGGGUGCUGCGGUUAUCUACCUUGGAAAUCAUAAACCCUGUGGGACAGAUAAAGUGACAACUGUGAAAACAUUAAUAGUAUAGCAUGGCAGAUUUUCCUUGGAAUCGUUGAUGGAAUAACGGACCUCCUCUGGGGCAUCAGACAAAUGUGCACACACACUCUGGAGGGAUGGGAAAGGGGUUGAUUGGUGCCUCCAACAUGUUAAACUUGCAAACUCUGGAGCUGUGAGUGUCCCUUGUCAUUGCUCUUUAGGAUGAUGUUUCAAGUUCAACGAAGGAAGGUGUCAUGGAUUGCACCUCCCUAAGCCUUUAUCCUGUUGAACUGCGGAGGCCGCCAGCCUGACUUUGGGAUGCCUCAGUCAUUUUUUCUUUUCUUCACGCAUUCAAAUGAGUUCAUUGUAGAUACAUUAGACGUUAUACAUACACACGUGUGUGCAAGAUAGAAUUCAUUGUGGAGGAAAGGAGACCACACUUUGCAAAGAAUGCCUUGAAGUUGUGGACUAAAGAUCUUAGGAGGCCUCUUAAACUGUAGGUUCAGUGGAAGCUCGUAGGUGAGUCCCCAUCCAGGGAGGGAGAACCUUGUCUUAAAUCCUUUAGGGGAAAUCAGAGCCCUCAAAAUUCAACCCUUUUUCUUUUAUACCGUUAUGUCAGACUUAACAUGAUGAGUGUUACUCUGCACUGCAGUAUGACCCCAGAGCACAGGUACAGAAGUGCCCCAUCUGAAGGAAAGCUAUGCCCCUUCAUUUCAUCGUUUAUUACAGGUGCGCUAAAGAUUUUAAAGUCAGGUCUCUGCUGAAGGCAAAACCUUUUAAUGUCAAAGCUUUUCAUACAUUUCAUGCACAUUGAAUAGAGGUCAGUGGAAGCUAUUCCUAAAUUCAGAUUCAUACACCUUUCUAAUAUGAAUCAUGACUUUAGGUACUAUGUGACAUUUUUUAGCAAGAUAACCAACAAGGUCUUCUGCGUUUUUGUUCAAUUUGUUUAGCAGCAAGACUCAGGAUGUUCAUACAGAUUAUUUUGCCUGCAUUUCUGUCUGUAAAAACUGUUCACUUCCUCUGAUCAAAGGAACAUGGGUUGCAUUUUACAGCUUAGAUUUUGAUUUCUGUCUCAGCGUUGGGUCUUUACUUCUCUGUCUUGUGGCAUUGUAUUUCCUGCAUGUUUACGAGUGGGAAUGAACGAGACAGAGGUCGCGCUUCAUCGCCAUGCAAAGAUCAGAGCAACACAACAAAAAUUGCAAUACUAAUCUAGGUUGCCCCCCCCCCCCCCCCCGCCCCGACUAGCCACUUUGUCCAAACUGUUGAAAUGUGAAGAUGAGUUGUACGUUUAUGUUUUUACUGUGGAUAACAUUUAACAUUUUGCAAAGCAGUGUGCAAUAACACCGUGUGAUCCAUACGCUGUGUGAAAAAAUGGGUUAUACGGAGCUACAAAAUCAUCACCCAAGAUGCUGGUGUGACCUGCAGUUUGUUUGUUCAAAAAAAAAGUUUUAAGGUGCAUUAUCAGUUAGUGGCACACAUUUCUUUAAGUGCAAAAUGAGCUCAUGCUGAAAGAUCUAAUUAAGUCUAGAGAGCCCAAAAUUAGCUUAAACUGCUAACUGGCCGUUUGUGACAUCCCUUUUCAUCACCACCUCCAAAUCAGAAUCAAGUUUGUUCAACCUAAUGAAGGAGCUGUCCAGGUUUCUUUUCUCUAGAUGAUAUGAUUUGGUUAAUGUGUGGAUUAAUAGCACUUUAUGUAAACUAAUUGCUUUUAUCUUUUAAUCGCUAGAGAGAGAUCUAUAUGUACUGACAAGAAAUACUCCUCGAAAGAAUGGCUCUGGGCUGUUACUUUUCAGAAAAGAAAUAAAUACAGAAUUAUUAAAUGUAACUCAGGUAGUGUUGAUAAAGCCAUGACUAUGUUCAAUAUUGUUUUUUGUUUUUUUUCAAAUGUCCCCUGUCCUGUAAUGUUUAAUUGGAGUUGUUGAAUUGGAGUCCUAUUAUAUAGAGUCUCAUAUGAUACUAUGACAACAAAACACCAAACGACUUACUUGUUAGGGAACCGUCAUGGCAUGCAAGGUGCUGUCAUUGAUCAUUUUGAGCUCUUAAAAUCGGAGUUUUCCUUUUAUCUCCCCCGUUUAAAAAAUGAAUAAAUAAAAAAAAAAAAGCACAUUGCUCCAUGUUUUAGUCAACUAGACUGAUAUUUUCUUACCGUCUUUGAUGACUGAUUUUACUUCAUGUGUUCAUAGUGAAGCACCUCUUGCUUUAUUAUUGCUGUUCCUGUCGGGGUGAGCUGUUCUUCAAGUACACUUCUCUCCACUGUGUCCCGAUGAGACGGCACUGCAGAAAGUCGCAGCUGCAGCCUGACAUUUAACUUCCAUGACUAAUCUCAGUCAGCUCUCUGUUAUUUAAAGAUGCUUCGUUUUGGCUUCCGUUGUACAGCGUGUGAUGGAUGAGUGUGUUAUCAGAUGCUGCCCUCUGAUAAAGAACAAUUGAUGUGUCCAAUGUGGCCGACGGGGAAGCGAGUGUGUUCAAGGAGAUAUCACCUGUUAGCUUUUGGACUUUUUUUUUUUUUUGUUCUUGUGAAAAAUAAUAUUGAAUCUGUCAUCACAAAAACAGUUGUUUUUUGUUGUUGCCCUUAAUCGAUACACAAAGUGACAUAAUCUCAUAAAAAAUGCCAAAUUUAUCAGUCAGCAGUGAUGCAUCUUGAGGCUCUAAAUGUUAAACAGGGUGAUUCUAUGGAGCUGUAUGUAUUGUUACUGUAGUCUUACGACCUUUUGCAGAUAUUUGAACUUUGUCAUGUUUUAAAGAGGAUGGUCCUGCACAGGGAAAUCAGAGAAUCUCCUUUCCUCCCACCCCAAGGGAGGAAGGGAGUGCUUUUAUCAAGCACUUAUUACAGCAAAAAGGCUAUGUGGAAUAUGCAUCUUUAAAGAUAGAACUUUUAUUAGCAUUGUAGCCUGCAUACCAAAAACAGGUUCUUGAAGCUGCCUAGAACGUUAAUCAGUAAUCGGAGUGAAGAGGGGAGGGGGGAGGGGGAGGGGGAGGGGGGGGGUGCAAGUGAGUGACUGACUGUUGGUGUGUUGAGAUAGAAACACCUGAUCAUGUGGAGUUUUUUUUUAUAUUUCCACCUCCUCAGGAUGUGCAAUCACCUCAAUGAUGCUAAAGCAGCAGGCAUCCAGGUUUGCGAGUUUGGCCUCGUCAUUUUGUGGGUAUGUGUGUGUAGUCAGUUCUUCCUAUUAUAUGCAAGUUCCUCAUAUAUUUCAACCACACCCCUCCCUCGCUGCCCUCCUGUUGUUUCAUGUUCGGUGCCUGUGUGGAAAAAAAAAAAAAAAAAAGUACUUUUACAGCAAUUUUGAUUGUUUAAAAUCUGCUUCUAGCAUAUAUCUGUGCCAUUUUUUUCUUUGUUUUUGUAACACUUGCAAGGCUGUUCAAGUUCUAAUCCUAAUUUCUUCUUUGAAGCGACAUGGACGCAGCUGGAAGCGAUGAGCAAUUUCUAUGUGUUGUGUAGGGUUUGAAAUAUUUCCUGGCUUGUGUUCAGAGAUGUAUGUGACCUAAAGCCAAAAUCAGUUUGAAUGGGACAGACGACAUUCGCUUGCUGGUGUGUGAACUCAUGGCUGUUCAGUGUUGAGUUAAUGUCUGAAGUAGCACAUAAUUGAUUUGAUUUAACAAAUUUAUGUUUUAACACGUUUUUCCAAGACGUUUUCUUUCUUCUGUUUGUUUUUUUUGUUUUUUUUUAAUUUUGAGUAUUACCUAAUUUAUCCGUAGAUGCACACGUAGGAUGAGACUAAAAGGAAUAAAUGAUACCUAAAAUCACAGUGUCUCAUUUUUGUUGAGUUUGAGAUGACUUGAGUUACUGAUUAGGGCUGAUGUAGACUCCAAUAACACCCACGUUAAUACAUUUUAAGUUAUCUUCCUGCAGAUUUUAUACAAAUGACUUUGAAUUCAUUUCUUCAGGUAGUUGUGAUGGAGUGACGAGCAUCCCAGAGUUCCUGUUUCCUCUUUUUUUUUUAUUAUUUGUGGUGAGGGGAGUGAAGCGUUAACAUGCUGUUCAAAAACUCUGGAUCUGCUUUUUUCAGUACACUACUCAGAUAUUCAGCUACUAACUGGCAAACGCA